UGCAUCUAAGCUGAAGCAUAACAAACUACAAAUCAUUCUAAAAUAUUUUUAAAAAAUUUCUAAACUUUUAACAUAAUUAUCAAUAUGCAAUUCUACAAAGUAUUCACUUUUAUUUCCUUGAUUUUUGCCGUUUUUGCUGGACAAAGUGAAGCUGGUUGGUUGAGAGAUUUUGGCAAGAGAAUUGAACGUGUGGGCCAACAUACACGUGAUGCCACCAUACAAGCUAUUGGUGUGGCCCAACAGGCAGCCAAUGUUGCCGCCACGGUACGGGGUUAAUUAUAAAAAAUUAUGUUAUUUUAUUGAUUUAAAAAAUAAGUUUAUUUUAUAAUACAAAUAAAGAUAUAUCGUCAUAUCGAAAUAAUAUAUUAAAUUGACUUAUAAUCUCGUCGAUCAGCAAA
This is a messenger RNA of Lucilia sericata (common green bottle fly), 398 nucleotides long. RefSeq names its product sarcotoxin-1D. Gene Ontology annotation, biological process: antibacterial humoral response; defense response to Gram-positive bacterium; defense response to Gram-negative bacterium. Gene Ontology annotation, cellular component: extracellular region. The coding region runs from base 85 to 276 and encodes 63 amino acids. Lineage: Eukaryota; Metazoa; Arthropoda; Insecta; Diptera; Calliphoridae. The transcript has 2 exons. The record is from RefSeq and is a predicted model, not a curated record.